CCGUGAUGCGAGCAGGAACUGUUUCGCAUUUCGAGUAACUCGCUAUCUCGUUUAUCGAUACGGUUAAUAAAUUUUUCGUAAAUUCACAAAAUCAAUCUAUAAACUGUUCUCAUUUCAAUUCGUUUGAAAGUAAACAAGUCGAAAGAAUUUUUAUUAAUUAAUUUUACUCGUGAUUAAAAGACGUGUUUAUUACUUCUCUUUUUACUUUUUACUUGUUUCUUCUUUUAUUCCUCUUUUCUGAGAAAUUGAACGACCGACUAGGAACUAAUUGUGAAAUCGUAUAAUAGUGUUUGGGAUUUCCUUAUUGAAAGAAUUGCCUAGGACUCAAUUUUCGUAAAAGGAUUUAUAUGCGCGUUCGUGCACAUUGACAAACGGAUUCAACAUCGGCGCGUUCCUGCGAUUUCGUUAACCAUUUGCCGUCCCUGGAGUCUCUACGAAUUGUAACUAUCUCAGGCUGAAGAGAAUCUAACUGGCGGCAACAGUUCAGAAAGGAGGAAAAAUCGAGCGAAAAGUGCGAUAAGAAAAGAGGGAGGAGAUAUGGUUUCCUCGGCGAUCUUCGGUGCGGCCGCUGGAACUGGCUUGGCCUUGUUCGUCGCAAUGACGAUAGUGGUGUAUCGAUAUUACGCGGUGAGACGAAAGGGAAAAUACUGGAGCAGUCUGGAUCGUUGGCCAGAUCCACCGGGCACGAAGAAAUCGGAAACACGACAAGAAGGCUGUUCGGAGCAUUGUCACGACGCCUCCGCGUCACACGUGCUCAAUUGUUGGCGAAAACAGCAGAAGAAUUAUCAUGCGGUGCAGACUACGGAAUUUAAUGUUGCCAAGGAACAACACGCAGUGCAGCCAUGCUCCUCCGUGGUCAUUGAAUCAGGGAGCUUGCCGCAUCAAAGUCGAAGCUAUCCUGGCGGUGGUGGCGGAUCCGGAAGCAUGGGACGAUUGUUCACGAGAAAUUCGUCGGUGAGCUCGCAGAGCUCGUUGGAAGGUGCGCCUGGACCGUCCGUCCAUCGCACUGGAACUUCGACCCAGAUUCGACCAUUUGGCCCUGAUGGACGGCACCACCAUCAUCGGGAUCCUUUGCACGCUGCUUCUUCUUAUCCACCCAGCAGGAGUUCGAGAUCACCAUCACCUGGACGUGCGGCAUCGUUAGAUGCACGAUGUGGGAGUCCAGCAAGUUGUUCGGGAAGUCUUCUGAGCAAUAACGCGUCACCAUCUCAGAGCUCUUUGUCGUCUCUGGCAACAGGUGUGAGCUCUUCGUGUGGUGGUUCCUCGAUAAGCGUUGCCCACGUAGCUUCCAGAUCAGCUGGUCGAAGUCUUUCACCUCUUCUUAUUCCACCGUCGCGCAUUUCUGGAAGCGAAGGUGGACCACCUCCCCCGGCAUCGCCACUCGGUUCUAUACAACCUGAUCUUUACCAACGAAGAGAUGGACCUAUUUAUCUUAAGGCUCGAGGAAAUGGAAAGAGUUUAGGCCGGCUGCAUUUGCGAUUCAAAUACGACUUCGAUCGAUCGGACCUGCAUGUACACCUGAUCGAGGCUCACGAUCUGGCUGGAAGUGAUCAAGGAGGAUUCAACGAUCCUUACGUGAAGCUGACGCUCAGCCCUGAAGUGGAUUCGAGAAAACGACAGACACAGAUAUACCGUAACGAGGCGAAUCCGUUCUUCGACCAACAAUUCAAGUUCCCCGUCAGCAACGACGAACUUCAAGACAGGACCCUAGUUUUACAGGUGCUCGAUUACGAUCGUUUCUCCAGGAAUGACAUAGUAGGUUCUGUCAAAGUACCGCUAAAUAUUUUACGAUUAGAUUCUCCUACCUCGACCGAAGAAGUUUGGGGAGACAUUGAACGUGAACGGAAGCCACCCGAACAAAUUCAAGAAGUUCUACUGUCGCUCUCUUAUCUGCCCAGUGCCGAACGAUUAACAGUACAGAUUUUGAAGGCGCGAAAUCUGUUUCCACCACAGGACAAAGAAACCUUAGAUUCCUUCGUGAAAGUAAAUCUCCUUUGCGGAGAGAAGAGGGUGAAGAAGAAGAAAACUGCUGUAAGAAAAGCGACCACCAGUCCCGUUUGGAACGAAGCAAUGUCCUUUAAUGUUCCUGCCAACUAUCUUGCAUCAUCAGCCAUCGAGGUAUGUGUGAUGGACUCGAGCAACGAGUUUAUCGGUGGGAACGUGAUCGUCGGUUCCUGUAUCGUUGGUCCAGCCACAGGAGUGAUUCGGGGAGUGGAAGGAAGCGGAAGUCAAGGAAGAGAACACUGGCUUCAUAUGACUCAAUCACCGAGGAAAACCAUCGACAUGUGGCACACGUUACACUAAAAGAAAAAGAAGAAGAGAAAGGAGUAGAAAAGCAAAAGAAUCGAUCGAUGUUAUGUUCGUCGCGUACCGUUUUCUAAAAAAAACAAAACGUGACCAUUUUAUGGGAACGUGGACACAAUUUCCUCUUUAUUCCUUUUUGUUUCGCUUCCUUGCCGAACUGCGAAGGGAAGGGUACAAUCAGAAAGCAUAGGAUAAAUAAUCGGUAAAUGGUAUAUGUAAACGACAGUAGCAGUGUUAUAUAUGUGAAACCGCUUUUAUCGAUGUACUCGAGACCACUAACGAAUAAGAAAACCACGAAAAAAAUACAUCGUUAUUGUCCGUUUCAGCGAAUCGCAAGGAUCGAUGUCCCUCGAUCCUCGAGAAUCUAUUAAUAUGAUAUUUCACUGUAACAGAUUUUCCGUAGGCUUGCUACGACCUUCGAGAUUGAAUCGUCUAAUCUGAAGGAAAUGGCACGUAUUGCGAGAUAAACAGUUCGUUUAUUCAUAAACAGGGAAUCGUGUCACAGAAAGUGGAUGGGAGAAAAUUUUGAAGGAAGGAAGGAAGGAAGGAAGGAAGGAAGAAGGAGAAAAAUUUGCGUAUGGAGGAGACAAUCGUUUCGUAUAUACACUACGUAUUUGUAUUUGCAUUUGGUAUUUGUAUAAUUUGUUUCUACUGGCGGCUAAAUGUACCUUAAACAAUCAGCAAGAUAAUUAUUCCAUUCGUGGUAACGAAUACGAGUGAUAGUAGAUAAUCGUGCUUCGAAUGACGAGAAACACAUGACCGUGCGUACUUUCCGUUACACAGUACUAUGAAAUUAUUUGCUCGAAGUAAUUUCAAGAUAAGACGUUCAAAAGAUGAUUUUUGCUAUAAGUAAAUAAGAUGGUGAUAGAAUAAAAGGUAGAAAUAAACAAAAGAAAAGAAAAAAGAAAAAAAAGAAAGAAAUAAAAUACAGGAGAGAGAGAGAGAGAGAAGGAUGGAUAAUUUGGUAAAUGAUAUGUUUUUCUAGUCCUAAUGUGAUUUUUAUUAUAGCCUGAAAUAACCGGAGUGGUUUCAGACUAGUAUACAUACGUAUGUACUUCCUAGGCCUAAGUUUGUACUAUGCAACAAAACUGACCUCAGAGAAGUACAAGGCGUGCUUGGAUGCGCCAUUGAAUAAUUACAAACGAACUGAAAGUCUAAUGAAAACGAUUCUCCUCCGAUAAAUAUAGUAUAAUCGCGUUAUCGUUGUUAAUGUCAUAAUUAUUUACGAGUACAUAAGCAGCAACAGAAAAUGCAAAAAAUUGUCGCGUGUACUAUUAUCGUGUAACGUUCGUUCGGACACGAGUCUUAAAACUAUUCAGCGCAUGAACAUUCGUAUAUCAUACGGAUGUUCCGAGAUACUACCGAAUAAUAAAAUAUAUAUUUCUCGAUUUAUUACGUUCCUUUCACAAACUUUUGCCAGGCAUACAACACCGCUAAAGAGUUAAAGAGAAAUAAAUAAAUACAGAAACAAGAGAUCAAAUUCUAUGUAUUUAAUAACGAAGUCUGAUUUAUACGAAAGAUAACGAGGAAGAACAAACAAAUAAAGAAAACCAAAUGAAAACGUGAACAUUUCCGACCAAAGUUUAUCAUAUCAUAUAUACCGAUAAUUUUGAAAAUUUCAGAGCUUAUAUCUAUUUAUUGUUAAUUUAAGAGAGUUCGACUAAGGAACCUGCCGUACUUAUAAAUAUUUUAGGCUCGUACAUACGUGUAUUACAGCGAUUUAAAAUGUUUUUGAUCCGUUGGCUGCGAGAAUACUAAUAAUGUGACAAACGUUACCUGGUGAAAAGAAAAAAAUAAAAUUAAAUGUUGAUCAUCGUUAAGUAUGUUGUAAGUAAAUAUAAAUAUAUGUUGUAUAAACAUAUACAUAUACAUAUAUCAUGAUAUAUGAUUACGUAACACGUAACAGUUGGUGAAAAUGAAAAAAGAGGGUUUGUUGGGAAGAAACGCUUAGCUAAUUAUGAGCGUGGUCCGAAUCGUACGCUUAACUUAUACUAAACAGUAUUUCUAUUAUAUUCCACAUACAUGGUAUUUAUAUUAAAAAAAAAAAGACAUAUAUGUACACAUAUAUUCAUAUUUCAUUUAUAUAUACAUAUAUAAUAUAUUACAUAUACAUAUAUAUAUAUAUAUAUAUAUAUAUAUAUAUAUAUAUAUAUCUUAUAUGUAUAUAUUAUAUACAUAUAAAAAUGUUCUUCUUGUACGUAUACCGUGUAAUAAAACAAUCAUUUUGGGUGUCUAAUACAAUACGCGCGUCCAACAUUCCGAAUAUACUUGUAAUAGCUGUGACGGCAUGUAACGACUACAUGAAUUUCCGCGUUCGUCAUAAAUGAUGAAACAGAAUCUCUGUAAACGCUACAUUUCUAUCGUAUUUCUACCAUUAACUUUCAUGCGCCUAUUUCAAGAACGAUCUCACGCGUCGCGAUUAUUUCUUGCUACUUUUCAAUACAAUACAUAGAUAGACAUCCCGUUGUCGGACCUGAAUUUGCCUUGCACAAUAAUAUUUAAACCAAAUGAAAAUGCUCGCAUCAAUCGCGAUUCCCAAUGAUUAGAACUACCCGAUGAUACCAUUUGGUUUAUGAUCGUUGUACAAAUAAUAAUUGAUGAAAGAAAUAAGGUUUAUGGUAUUACGGGGCGAUCGAUAAGCAACGCGGAGAAACAGUUUUCACAAUCGAUUUUCUGCACGUUUCGAAAAUGUCUCUAGUCUUACUAACGUCGUAAAGAAUGUACAAUGUAUCCUAAAUGUGAAGUGUAAUCGAUAUUUUCUUGUAAUGUAUCCUCGUGAUUCGAUUUAAAAUAAAGAAUUACUAAUAUCCAUCAGAA
Molecule: messenger RNA, 5121 nt
Organism: Bombus terrestris (buff-tailed bumblebee)
Lineage: Eukaryota; Metazoa; Arthropoda; Insecta; Hymenoptera; Apidae
Gene: Sytbeta
Product: synaptotagmin-6
Exons: 10
Coding region: 538-2304 (588 amino acids)
Biological process (GO): regulation of calcium ion-dependent exocytosis; cellular response to calcium ion; regulation of dopamine secretion
Cellular component (GO): membrane
Molecular function (GO): syntaxin binding; calcium ion binding; phosphatidylserine binding
Source: RefSeq, a predicted model, not a curated record